AUGGAUCACUUGUCUAGAAUUAUCAAUCACGGGCUGACAAAGGCGUCGCAGCAAUAUGCACAGGAACUCUACGAUUCAGAAUUCACCCGAGUCAAUCUUCCGCCUCCUCCUCUUUUUCCAGUUUUGGACAUUUUCACUCCUAAUGGAUUUAGUUCCAAUUUCGGACUCGAGCAAGUUGUCAAAAGAGUGAAUGGCGAAGGUGCCGCGAAAAACCGAGAAGAAAAUGAAGAAAUGGAGACUGAUUGUGAUUCUGAUUACUCGAUGCAUUCCAUUUGUGCGAAAUGCCGCACCGAUUUCGCUCCGUUCUUCAUUCAGCAGAAAAUCGACGAUAAAGUAGAGCUCCUUUGUCGAGAUUGUCACAUUCGCUGGCGAGAAGAGCAGGACAGAGAGAGAAAAAUCAGCUUCAAAAUGAAAUGA
Messenger RNA from Oikopleura dioica, 417 nucleotides. The record is from the annotation of a GenBank genome assembly. Lineage: Eukaryota; Metazoa; Chordata; Appendicularia; Copelata; Oikopleuridae.